This is a messenger RNA of Entamoeba histolytica HM-1:IMSS, 4242 nucleotides long. Its product is annotated as phosphatidylinositol 3-kinase, putative. Gene Ontology annotation, molecular function: 1-phosphatidylinositol-4-phosphate 3-kinase activity; 1-phosphatidylinositol-3-kinase activity. Gene Ontology annotation, biological process: phosphatidylinositol-mediated signaling; phosphatidylinositol 3-kinase/protein kinase B signal transduction; phosphatidylinositol-3-phosphate biosynthetic process. Lineage: Eukaryota; Evosea; Mastigamoebida; Endamoebidae. The transcript has 2 exons. Gene Ontology annotation, cellular component: cytoplasm; phosphatidylinositol 3-kinase complex; plasma membrane. The record is from RefSeq and is a predicted model, not a curated record. The coding region runs from base 1 to 4242 and encodes 1413 amino acids.
AUGGAAAGACCACCUGUGGAAUUUAUUGUUCCAAAAUACUUUGAACACCCACCUAGGUCUAGUGUUACGGUUGAUCGAUUUCUUCGAAUAAGUAAACCAAAUGUAUUAAAGACAUAUGAAGAAUAUUCAAUAGGAAAACUAAGCCAUCCAUUAGAUUUACCAUUUGUUGUUAAAAUUCAUUUACCAAAAGAAUUAAUAACACAAAUAGGAAAUACUUAUGUUGAAAUUUCUAUUGAUAAAAAUGCUACUAUUGACGAUUUAUUAAAACAAUUUUUUGAUAAGUUUGGUACUGGAAUUAUUGCUUUUAGGAAUGUACUGUUAGAAAAGAAUUAUGCAGGAUUAGUAUUAUUAUCAUCUCUUUGUGAUGGUGAUGAAUUAGUAGAUUCAAUUUUUCAAUUUAUUAGAAUUCAUAGUAUUGAAGCAGAUUAUCUUAGUGCAUUUGUCUCAACACAUGGAGUUCAAUCAAGACUAUUGGAAGGAUUAUUAGAAAAUUGGAUGUUUGAAAAAGAAAAAUUGUUUUUGGAUACAUUUUUCUUCCCAAUUAAAAUGAGAGUUCAAAAUGGAUUAUUUGAAAUUGAUGCAAAUAAAAUUUCACCAUCAGAAAAUAGAGACCAAAAUAUUGGAUAUAUUUGUAAUUUAAUAAAACAACUUAGAAAUACAUUAUCUACUGCCCUUCAAAAACUUACUGGUGAAACAGUUUAUAUUUUCUACACAUUAAAUAAGAAAUUAACAUUAAACCAUUUAAAUUCAGAUCAAUAUGCGUUAUCCAAAUUAUUCUUUAGAAUUACAUUAAACCUUUUAUCAAAUGAAAAAUAUCCAAGAACUAAUGCUGAUUGGAAAUUUUCUACAAAUUCUUCUCAAACAACACGAUUAACAUCAAUUUUAUUUGAAAUUUUUAAUAUAUUUUUAAAAGAUGUUGAUGAUAAUUCACUUCCAGAUGUUGUGAAACAAACAUUUAAUAAAGAAAUAGAAGUAAUGACAGAAAUUGUUCAAUCAUUUUUUAAAAAUUUAAGACCAAUGAUAAGAAACAUAAUGAAAGGAGAAAUGAAUGAAAGUAUUGAAAGAACAGUAUUAGAUAAAUUAUUACGUUCUACAAAAGAAAUAUUUAAAAAUCCUAUUAAUUGUCCUGAAUUUAAUAGAGAAUAUCCAAAUGUUUCAAUUGAAUUAUUAAAAAAACAAGCAAUGGAUAUUCAAAAUGUUUCCAGUAAUUAUCAUCUUAGAGUACCAAAUUCAAUGUAUUAUAUUAAAGUUUCACAAGUUCAAAUGACUCCUAUUGGAGAAUGGGAAUAUGUUCGUCAACGAUUAAGAGAGUUUAAGUCAAUAGAAUUUGAAUGUGUAGAUACACAAUUAUUUGAACGAGAUAAAAUAGUAUUAUUUGAUAUUUCAACAAUUAUUGAUGGACCAAUGAAAUGGGAUUGUACAAAUCCACAAGAAUUUUAUUUUAGAAGAUGUUCAUAUCACAGUGCAAAGGAUAUGAAUAUUCCAUUUAUUCCAAUUUCAUCAGCAAUAACAGCAAUACCAUAUCCAAAAUCAUUUCCAGAAACUUUUUUUAUUAAAUUACAAAUUUCUACUGCUGUAAGAGAUUUUUGUCAAUUAGAUAAACAAAGUAAUACACUUCAAGUAAAUUAUUUAUUUAAACCAUCAAUGAUAAUAGAUAAAUAUCUUCGUUCAAUUCAGAAAGUUAGAACUGACUUUGAAGUAAACAAUAAUAUAUUCUAUCUUAAAACACUUGGAUUUGAUGAAUAUAUGUUUGAUGAUGUUCCAAUUGGAGACUAUCAAUAUAUUAGAGAAAUGUUAAGAAUGUCUAAACCAAUUAGGCUAAUGUUAGUUCUUGAAGCAGGUGAAUUUGAAAAAAAAUUACAAGUUCGACAACGAAGUGAAGAGUUAGAAAAGAAUUGGGAAUUUCAACCAUUACCAAUUGAGUUACCAAAUAUGGAUAUUAUAUUACCUCACUGUGUAAUGAGAAAAAAAUUAGGUAUUUAUGUUCAAAAUAUUGAAAUGACUGAUCAAAUUUUUACUACUAACUCAUUAUAUGUUGUAUUACUUGAAAUAUGUUUUGGUGGAGAAGUUAUGUGGAGUUCACGUUCUUCAGUAGUUUCAAAUAUUUCUAAUGAAAAAAAUAAAUUUAACAAUUUAAAUUUAAAUCAAUGGAUUAUUUUUGAUUCAUGCCGAAUAUGUGAUAUUCCUAAAGAAGCUAUGCUUGUAUUUAAGGUUAUUGAAGUAGAUAAAGAAGUUAAAAUUAAAAAAAAUAAUAUAUACAAAGGAGAAUGUAGAAAUUGUCAUUUAUCAUUAUACUCUACUAAAGGAAAAGGAUUUAAUAUGUUUUGUAGUUGUGGAAUGGAUUUAUCUCCAAAUAGUAUUAGUAGUGAAAAUAAUACAACUACAAUUAUUGGAUGGACUGAUAUUUAUUUAUUUGACUAUCGUAAAUUAAUGAUUUCUGGAAAUUAUUCACAAGCAAUUAUGUUACCUCCUGUUAUUCCUAUUGGUAUUCCUGUGACGGAAUUUGGUAAUCUAAAUCAACUUAAUGGAAAAAUUCAAUUUAAACUCCCAAUUGGACCAACAAUACAAUUCGAUAAUUCAACUAUUGAUAUUACAAUGGAAUUAAAUAAAAAAUGUGAAUUAAAUGAAGAAGAACAAAAAAGAAUUAAUACUCUAAUUGUAACAACAAAUUUAUUAAAAGAAAUAGAAAAUGAAGAUAAGGAAUUAAUAUGGAGAGGAAGACAAUUUAUUCUUAAUGAAGAAACUCUUCAUCUUCAUCCAAGUAGCAUUGUUUUAUUAUGUCAAAGUGUUCCAUGGAACAAACCAAAAGAAGUAAAAGUAUUUGAACAACUCAUUCAAAAAUGGCCAAAAGUAAGUCAUAUCAUUGCAUUAAGAUUACUUCAUUUCUCAUUUGCAAAUAGUUUUAUUCGACAAUACGCUGUUAAUUGUUUAGUUGAAUGUAAUGAUGAACAUCUCUCAACAAUUAUGAUGCAACUAAUUCAGUCUUUAAAAUUUGAAGCAACACCAUUGUCUGAUCUUGCAAUCUUCUUAAUUCAUAGAGCACUCAAUAAACGUUCUACAAUUGGUCGUAUAUUCUUUUGGUUAAUCAAAAGUGAAUUACAUAUCCCUGAAACACAAAGAAGGUUUGCAUUACUUCUUGAAGCUUUUUUGAUGGUAUGUGGUGCUCAAAGAACAGUAAUUAAAAACCAACUUGAUUUAUGUAAAAAAUUAACGUCAUUAUAUACCCAACAAAAUCAAACAUGGAAAACUGAUAUAAACCAACUCACAAAAGAAUUGAAUAACAUCAUAUUACCUCAAAUUACCUAUGUUCCAUUUAAAUCUUCGUUAAAGUUUACUAAAAUAGUUGCUGAAAAUUGUAAAGUUUUGGAUUCGUUAAGAAAACCAUUAUUUUUAACAUUUAAAAAUGAAGAUCCAGAAGGUGAUCCAAUUUAUAUUAUAUUUAAAAAAGAUGAUGACCUUCGUCAAGAUAUGUUUGCAUUAAAAGUCUUAGAAGUUAUGAAUCAAAUGUGGCAAAAUGAAGGAUAUGAUAUGAGAUUAACAUGUUAUGAAUGUCUUGCAAUGGGUAAUGCAGUUGGAAUGAUUGAAGUUGUAUUACGUUCCGAGACAAUUGCUGCUAUUCAAAAGAAAAUGUAUGGAGGGAAUGUUUCUGCUGCCUUUCAAGAAGAUCCAUUAUAUAAGUGGUUAAAAGACAAAAAUACAAGUGAUGAUGAAUUUUUAAAUGCACAACAAAAUUUUAUUUAUUCAUGUGCAGGAUAUUGUGUUGCUACUUAUGUUCUUGGUGUAGGAGAUAGACAUAAUGAUAAUAUUCUUCUUACACCAACAGGACAUCUUGUUCAUAUUGACUUUGGUCAUAUUUUAGGGAAUGUUGAAAAAUUUAAGGGAUUUAAACGAGAGACAGCUCCAUUUGUUCUUACUAAAGAAUUUGUAUAUGUUAUGGGAGGUAAAAACUCAGAAGGAUUUAGAUUAUUUGUGAAUUUAUGUUGUGAUACAUUCUUAAUUUUACGAAAGAAUUAUCAUGGCUUAGUUAACUUAUUUACUAUGAUGCUUUCAACUGGAUUACCUGAAUUAAGAAGAACAGAAGAUAUGGUUUAUUUGUUGAAUAGUCUUGUACUUGAUAUGAAUGAAGUUGACGCACGUGCAUAUUUUGAAAAGUUAAUUAAUGUAGCACUUGAAGCUGUUAUGACACGAGUAAAUAAUGCUAUUCAUAUCUUUGCACAUCCCGACGUUAAAGAAGAUGUUUAA